Messenger RNA from Penicillium brevicompactum, 1146 nucleotides. Its product is annotated as UDP-glucose:hexose-1-phosphate uridylyltransferase. Gene Ontology annotation, cellular component: cytoplasm. NCBI's taxonomy places the organism in Eukaryota, Fungi, Ascomycota, Eurotiomycetes, Eurotiales, Aspergillaceae. Gene Ontology annotation, biological process: beta-D-galactose catabolic process via UDP-galactose, Leloir pathway. Bases 1 to 1146 code for a protein of 381 amino acids. Gene Ontology annotation, molecular function: UDP-glucose:hexose-1-phosphate uridylyltransferase activity; zinc ion binding. The record is from RefSeq and is a predicted model, not a curated record. The transcript is spliced from 3 exons.
AUGGAGAACGUUCUUGACGAUAUCUCCCACCGGAGAUACAAUCCCCUUCGCGGAUCUUCUAUCUUGGUUUCCCCUCACCGGACCAAACGUCCCUGGCAAGGAGCGCAAGAGAGCGCCUCCAAGACCACCCUGCCCAACCACGAUCCAGAGUGCUACCUUUGCCCCGGGAACAAGCGCGCGCAGGGCGAUACCAAUCCCAAUUAUGAAAGCACAUUCGUGUUUGUGAACGACUACAGUGCCGUGAAGGAAGAACAGGCGCACUACGAGCCUUCGAACGAGGAUGAACUCGAGUCGCGCUUCCUCAAAGCUGAGCCUGUCACCGGCAAAUGCUACGUACUCACAUUUUCGUCCGCCCACAACCUCACCCUGGCUGAUUUGAGCCCCCGCGAGAUCAUUCCCGUGAUCGACGCCUGGACGGAGAUCUAUACCGCGCAUCUUUCUCCCACCUCUCCACUCGCCCAGGUCGCACCCGCAACCACUCUGCCUCCGACGACAAACACCGCCAAGCCCAAGGAGCAAUACCGCUAUAUGCAAAUCUUUGAAAACAAGGGCGCAGCCAUGGGAUGCUCAAACCCGCACCCCCACGGCCAAGUCUGGACCACCAGCUCGCUGCCCGAAGAGCCGGCUGCUGAAAUGGAGCAGCUGCGCAAGUACCGACAGCAGCACGGUGGUAGCCACUUGCUGGAAGACUACGCGACUUUAGAAAGUCGCAAGCAAGAGCGAGUCGUUUUCGAAAACGAGGCGUUCCUCGUCGUCUGUCCGUGGUGGGCAACAUGGCCAUUCGAGACAAUGAUCGUCAGUCGCACUCACAAGCGGGCCCUGGUUGAUCUCUCGGAUGCCGAUAAGAUGCUUCUUGCCGAAGCUAUUGCGGAGAUCACUCGCCGUUAUGAUAACCUCUUUGAGACGCACUUCCCGUACAGUAUGGGAAUUCACCAGGCACCGCUGGAUGGCACCGCCGAGGAGGUUGAGGCCUCGUACUUACAUUUGCACUUCUAUCCCCCUCUUCUGCGCAGUGCCACAGUCCGCAAGUUCUUGGUUGGUUAUGAGCUGAUGGCGGAGCCUCAGCGUGAUAUUACGCCUGAGCAGGCCGCUGCUAAGCUCCGUGCUUGCGGGGGUGAGCUUUACAGGAGGAAGCUAGAUUCCUAA